Molecule: messenger RNA, 3688 nt
Organism: Anopheles maculipalpis
Lineage: Eukaryota; Metazoa; Arthropoda; Insecta; Diptera; Culicidae
Gene: mus312
Product: structure-specific endonuclease subunit SLX4
Exons: 5
Coding region: 1-3672 (1223 amino acids)
Biological process (GO): DNA replication; resolution of meiotic recombination intermediates; meiotic DNA double-strand break processing
Cellular component (GO): nucleus; Slx1-Slx4 complex
Molecular function (GO): enzyme binding
Source: RefSeq, a predicted model, not a curated record
AUGAGCAAACGAUUGAAGUUCGCAAAGCUAAGGCUUGCCAAACCGAUCGAUGCUGGCGCUCCACCAAUGGGCGUAGUCCCGGCCGAAGCGAAUGUUUGCACGAAUAGUACGGUGUGUGGUAAAACCUCCAAAUUCUUUACUGGAGGGGUAGAAAAUGCUUCUACCGAGGAGCAGACGUUUAUAAUGAUACACUCCGACGAUUCUGGGGAGGAUAAUGAAACGGUCAAAGAAGAAAGCUCGCGACGAAGAACACAAAAGGCACCCAAAGCGAGUCCGACCGAUGGUCCAAAGCUCCCCAAAAUUCGAAAGAAAGCCUGCGAUGGUAACGCGUUGAUAAGCAACUUUUUGCAGUCACAACCAAAUCAAACAGAGGGAGCACGUGAUGAUGAUUUUGAGGAGUCCAAGUCAGGAAAAGGUUCCCAGUCGAGGCCAACUAAAGUGCAACGAGUCGCUAAGAAAACUACUACGAAAGCUCAAAAGCGGCCCAAGCAUCAGAGCGAUAUUCGGAAAGUGUUUAAAAAGUACAAGAACGACCAUGAGGUACUGCACGAGCUGCUUAAGGUACAUAGCGCUUCUGAACAGAUCGAUCCGGAGCAGCUACAAAUCGCGCUAGCUAUGUCACGAUCGCUGGCCGAUCAGGAAGUUAACGAACUUCCAACGACUAGUGGAGAAACGCUUGGUACAGACUGUGCAAUAGCAAGUUGCUCCGGUUCAUCGGAAGAGCGUCGGAUAGUAAGCAUUCGUACAACGUUGGAACAGUUUGGAUUUCGGUGUAAGAACAGUUACACUGAUUACGAUUUGAACGUCAUCUUUGGUAGUGCUUCAGCUAAGAAUGUGAAAAAGAUUAAGUAUAAACGAGCUACAAAUCUAGUACCAAGAAGCAGAGAAGAAUUGUCCACUUUCAUCGAUAGUCAAGCAAAGAAGCUGUUCCCUUUAGAAAUGAUUGAAAGGAAUGAAGAAGAAAGUACAUCCAAACAGCGGGAAAGCAUCCAAUCUCACUUAAACAAUCUGUUCUGGAUCGCACAAACUGAGCUGCCGAGUGAGCAAUUGAUGGAAAAGUUUUAUGUGCCAGAGCUAUUGGAAGUAAAUCCAGCUCCGGUGGGAUGCAUGUUGAAGGAUUGGAGUAAAAUUCCUGGUCGUGAGAGUACGCCGGACCGAGAAAAUGAUGCCAGAUCUAUGGAAGAUAAUGGCGCUCGAACACAGUCUCCUGAUUUGUUUAAUGAUUCGGAAGCAGUAAACAAUGCGGGAGACAUUGAUCCAAUUGAAGAGCAAUUAAUUGGUGAUACCUCUGCUGAAAAGACUGAUCAGACAAAUGUUGGGGAAAAUGAUGAUGAAACUGCACACUCAGAAGAAGUGGUAAUAAUUAAUUCUUCAAAUGAAUCUUCCUGCACUAAGCCAAAUGAAAACGCACAUUUCCUAAAGAAAAAAUCUCCCGAAGGCACCGAAAAUGAUGUAAACAAACAGUGCACCAAGUUUAACCAGGUCAUGGAAAACAAUAGUCCACCGUCAUGCGAUACUGAUCGAUUUGCUGCUGAAGAAGAAAUCGCCAAAGAACAGAUAGAAACAGUCGUUCAUGACGACAAUACCGAGGAAGACGAAGAUAAGUUUGUUACUGCGUUCGAAAUGUCUCAAUGCCAGCAGACCGAUUUUCAUCAGAGCUCCGAAAACAUCUUCGACGACUCGGACCCGAAUCCCAUGGUCAGUUUUGAAGUUUAUUCCAGUGAAGAAGAGAAGAUUUCUGCAGCAUCGCAAGUACUAACGAGAACGACUUCAUCAAACGGUGACAUUGUAACGACUGACAAAGUUUCCAGGGAUGUAGAGGAGGAGGAAGACAGCGGGAAGUGCAAUACACUUGAAAAAAAUGAUGGUGAUUGUCUAAACAUUCCAGUUGAAGAAGAGACUGGUAAUACAGUGGAAAAAGACAACAUUUCAUAUGGCAUGAUGGAACCACGGUUCCCUGCUGAAAAGGAACUUUCAUUCCAUCGACUUGCCAUAAAAGCACGGCUGAGUGAAGCUAUGGAAGGAAUGGCAAGUGCGGUGGAAACGGUUGAUUUGAUAAAAGAUGCUCCAGUUAUCGAUAAACCAGAAUCGAAUCUCGAAGAAAUGGAGGAAAAUCUUCCGACUGCAACACAAGGUAGUCAACUGAAUGAUACGCAGGAGGAUGAUGUACUGUACAUUUCUGACGAUGAGGUGAAUUAUUCUAUCCGUGGUGAAUCAUCGAGAGUUCCGACGCUUGAAGCAGGAUCAGCUGACGAAGAAAUAUCAAAAGAGGAUCCUGAUAUGACGAUAAGAUAUCAGGUUGAGGAACCUAUCAGGCAAAGCAUAGACAAUUUUAAUGAUUUGCCAUUAUCUCCUCAAUGUCUGUCCUUUGCAGAAGUAGAACCGGAAAUUGAAGUCAUCUCAUCAAAGGAUGCUGAUGAUGAACGGAUUGUUGUAGAUAGUACGUUUGCGUAUUUAGACCACCUAGUGAAAGAGUUCAACUUACCUCCAUUAAAACCGAAACCGAGGGUUGAAAAUUGUUUAAAUAAGCGGGAAAAUGGAAAAUUCAUCUCUCAGCCAAUUGGUAAAACUGUUACUUUGUCUCAAGAGAAUGUUCCAAUAGACUGUAAUUACUCAAUAUCCCAUGGAUCUAUUGGGAUAGAAGCAAUAGAUGAGAAGCAGCACGAAAGAAGGAAUGCGGAGUCUCAUUGGGAUGCAUCAGCCAGCAGACACAACGUACCUGAAAUAUCUGAUGAAUUAACUAAAUAUCUAAACAAUUAUGACGAGCCCAACUUCGACGAUCAUGCAAUCGCUGCUGAAAUGAUAGCAUCUCAAAGUCCUGUGAUCGAUAAUGUUGUAGCUGGUGGCAAAGUUUUGAGUAGAGUCAAAUCCAGUAUACAGUUUGAUUCGCCAAGGAAUCGCACGGCGUUGAAACGCACCGUCUCAGAAAGCAAGCUACAUUCGUUCUCGACUUUGAAUGAAAAGGACGUCUCAAAACCACUAAAUUGCAAUAAUUUUGGAGAUAAAUUUAACGAGCUAAAAACGGCUACAGUAAAUAUGGCACCAACCGAAUAUAUAAUCAGCACAUCGAAUGUGAACCAGAUGCCUCCUGCAUAUGAAGACAUGUCUACGCCGGAAAUUGAACGUGAACUGUUCAAGUACGGAUUGAAGUCUUUACAGCGAAGCAAAGCUAUCCGGGUUCUGAACUAUUUAUUUGAUGCAAUGCAUCCAUAUGUAAUGUUGGUUGAGAGGCAGGACAAAAACUUACCAAUAGCAAGAAAAGAGCACACUUUUCCUGAGGAGGAGGGUUCGAAUCAGCAAAAAAACCAGAUUUCAACAGCUUGCACUUCGAUUGUAUUAAAAAUGCCUCGUAGAUGCGCCUUCAAGUUGGAUGUUACAGUCACAGAGUAUUUUCUUCCCUCGAAACCACGGAAAAAGAUGGCUUGGUGUGCUGUUCCGCUACACAUUUCUUUCUUCAAUUUAGUGUCGGAAAGCGAAUCUUUACAGCGGCAAAUACUUCGCUACGAACCGAUUAAUCUGGAUGACAUAUACGCGAUGCUGAAGGAGGCUGGUAUGCGCUACGAAACAAAUGAUCUGAUUGCUUUUCUCGACAAACACUGCAUCACAUUCAGGACUUCAUCGUCCAGCGGAGAUCGUUCGGCAAAAGGGAAGACAAAGGACGGCAACAAAUAAACUAUACGAUGGCAAG